Heterobasidion irregulare TC 32-1 is the source of this 2101-nucleotide messenger RNA. RefSeq lists its product as uncharacterized. The transcript has 13 exons. Gene Ontology annotation, cellular component: nucleus. Gene Ontology annotation, biological process: single strand break repair; double-strand break repair. Gene Ontology annotation, molecular function: double-stranded DNA binding; 3'-tyrosyl-DNA phosphodiesterase activity; single-stranded DNA binding. Lineage: Eukaryota; Fungi; Basidiomycota; Agaricomycetes; Russulales; Bondarzewiaceae. The coding region runs from base 27 to 1991 and encodes 654 amino acids. The record is from RefSeq and is a predicted model, not a curated record.
CCGCAUCAUUGCUCACACACUUAAGAAUGUCCGAAGAAGAUAACAUCGCGAUGGCGAUCGCGCUCAGUUUACAAGAAUCACAAGCUGGAAGGAAUAAUGUUCGGAGUGAAGCACGCAGCAACAACGAUCAACGUCAAGCGCUUGAAAGUGAUCAGGAGGCUCAGUUUCAGGAGGAGCUACGACGAGCGAUGGAGGUGUCUGCAAACGAAUUUCACCCCUCGACUUCGCGAGUGCCACCUCUCCACAACCAGACUUCUGCGCGCGGCCGGAACGAAACUCAACCUGAAGCUGGAAGCUCCUCAACGGCUUCUCUAUUCCUGUCCGAGAGAGCGGAGCUUGAGCGUGCACGUCUGGAGCGACAGAAGAGAUUGCGACCAGUAGACGACGACGGUGACGACGACAGUGGAGGCGGUGCUGGCAGCAGUGGGUACGCCAGGGCACCGUCUCGUAAACGUCCACACAAAACAACGAGUUUUCAAUCUUCUUCCAGAGAAGAGUCGCUCCACAGCUCCUCCGUGGCGUCAACCUCCACUGCUCCCGCCACUUCAACAGCGCGCGGGAAGGCCACAUCUGACGAGGCACUUUUCUGGGACGGUGAGAUACGUCAGACCGCGAAUAAGCAUGUUGAGAGAGGGAAGAAUGGGGAGGACGGAAAGCCUGUCUGGAGGUUGUCUGAGAUUAUCGGCGACAAAUCUGAGAUAGCGCAGGCCAUCAUUUCGACUUACGCGUACGACAUAGAAUGGAUCUCCAAUUUCUUCGAUCGGACAACACCUGUGGUACUCGUGACCCAGCCCGCGAAUGGGAGCGAGCCUACAAUCAAGCAGAUACUUCAUAAUUGGAUCCGAGUGACACCAGUGCUGCGUGGUGGGCGAGGCGUGAUGCACAUGAAAUUCUUCCUGUUGUUCUAUAAAUCCGGCCGUUUGCGCUUGGUUAUCUCCACCGCUAACUUAGUUGACUUUGAUUGGCGCGACAUCGAGAAUACCGUCUGGGUUCAAGAUAUCCCCAUCAGACAGACUCCGAUCGCCCAUGAUCCGAAGGCAUCUGACUUCCCGACGUCAUUCGAGCGCGUGUUGAAGGCGCUUAACGUCGGCCCAGCAUUGACUAGCUUCGUCCACAACGAUCACCCGACAAUGCCGUUUCCGUCGUUGCACCCCGGCGCAUUACGCACGGUGUACGAUUUCACCCGAGUCCAUGCAAAGCUCGUGCCGAGCGUGGCAGGCAAACAUGAAGGCUGGCCAAAUGUGAUCAGAACGGGCCAUACGGCGCUGAUGAAGGCGCUACGCGAGAUCGGUGCCGAGGCGGGGAAGUCGAGGCGCGUGAUGGUCGAGUAUCAGGGCUCGUCGAUUGGGACGUAUAGCACCCAGUGGGUGAAUGAGUUUUAUGGUUCUGCGUCUGGGGAGAGCCCCGAGAAAUGGCUGGAUGAGCCCAAGUCACGCCGAGCGAAGCUGCCGUGGCCACUGGUAAAGAUUCUGUUUCCGACCCGUGCAUGGGUUCAAGGGAGCGUGCUUGGAGAAAAGGGUGGGGGUACAAUGUUCUGCAGGAAGAAUCAGUGGGAGGGGGCAAAGUUUCCCCGUGAGCUAUUCGUGGAGUCGAGAAGUAAGAGGGGCAAAGUGCUAAUGCAUAGCAAGAUGAUCAUAGCGACCUUCGAGGAUACCAGUACUUCAGCAAAUUCGUCGCGGUCAACUACUGUCGACACGGAGUCUGACGACGAUAUCGAAAUUAUCGACGGUGACGGCAAGGAGAAGAGACGAGUCAUUGGAUGGACAUACGUCGGAUCACAUAACUUCACACCCUCUGCUUGGGGGACGCUGUCUGGCUCCGGGUUCACGCCCAUCUUGAACAUUACAAAUUAUGAGCUCGGCAUCGUGCUUCCGCUAUACAGCCAAGAGGAGAUUGAGAGCGUAUCAUGCUUUGAGCGCCCUCCGAAGAAGUAUGGGAGCAACGACCGCCCCUGGAUGCAAGAGACAAGCGCUGAGUUACAGGCACACUGACCACAUGCGAUGUUCGAACAUGAGAUGUGUUGGGCCGUUACUCGCAUUUUUAGAGAUCACGGCGGUGCGAAUAGUAAAGCAUUUUGCCAGGUAGAAGCGUUUUAUGACCG